Messenger RNA from Leptopilina heterotoma, 1878 nucleotides. It is a transcript of the gene Lhfpl, whose product is annotated as LHFPL tetraspan subfamily member 3 protein. Lineage: Eukaryota; Metazoa; Arthropoda; Insecta; Hymenoptera; Figitidae. The record is from RefSeq and is a predicted model, not a curated record. The coding region runs from base 292 to 1179 and encodes 295 amino acids. The transcript has 6 exons. Gene Ontology annotation, biological process: sensory perception of sound. Gene Ontology annotation, cellular component: plasma membrane.
CGUGGCAAGUCUUUCCUUUUUCUCAAUAAGCCAGUUUGCUACACGAGAGCGGCCAUUUUACCAGGUUCUCGUGUGUGUCCCCCUUUUUUUCUUAUUAUUCUUCAUCCUUUUUAUGUAUAUCAAGAAAAUUAUUAUUUUCAAAGUGUUUAAAAAAAUUCACUCCUUUUUGUUCUGCCACUAAAAGACGAGGAAUUUAAAAAUAGAAAAUUGUGCCAAAGAAAUAUACAACUCUGAAAGAAUGUGAAGAAAAUUUCAAUUGGAUUUGGUGGAAGCGAAAAAUAAAAGGAAGAAAUGGGUUCGAAGGUCGAGUACGUUGAGUCGUCGCAUAUGUAUGCGACAAAUUAUAUUCGUAAUUCAAAAGCAAUUGGUGUUUUGUGGGGAAUUUUUACAAUAUGUUACGCGAUAAUUGGUACAGUGGCAUUUAUCACUCCCGAAUGGUUAGGUGAUUUGGAACACGAGAAUCCAGGAAAAUUUGGCCUCUGGUCGCGAUGCAGUUUUGGCGGAAAUGGAGAAUUGGUGGAGGGAUGCAUUGGACGUUUGGACGAUUUUUCGACAAUUGCCAAUGUUCCAUUUAAAGCGAGUACAAUACUCAUUGGUUUGGCAGUAAUAAUUGCAAUUUUGUCAAUUUGUGCCAUGCUUCUAUUCUUCUUUUGUCACAGCACGACUGUUUAUUACCUUUGUGCUUGGAUGCAAGUUAUAUCAGCAAUUUGCAUGGCAGUUGGCGUUUGUGUUUAUCCUCUCGGCUGGGAUUCACCUUUAAUUCGAGCAGUUUGCGGCGCAUCAGCCUCAAGAUACAAUCCAGGAGCUUGUGCAAUCAGAUGGGCCAUUCCUUUGGCGGGAAUUGCGGCAUUGGACGCAAUAACAUUAGCAGCUCUCGCUUUUAUUUUAGCGUCGCGGCAUGUAAGAUUACAAGCCGAACCAUUCAAUAAUGGUUCUUUAUAUAAAGGGGAAGUGAAUCCAGCUUAUGUGAAUGAAGCCCAAAGUGUUGCUGGCUCAAGAAAGUCCCUAUCAUUAAGGCCAGUACUUUUGGUGGCGCCACCAGAACAGGAUAGAUAUUCAGAAAUUUCUCGUGCAAAAUCACAUUCACAUCAUAGUCUUUACGCAGCGUCACCUGGACAUCCGGUUCAUACAUUAUCCACAAACACUCUAAAUCGUUCUCAACAUAAUUUUCAAUUUUAAAAAGGGAAAAAAAGAGAGAGAGAAAAGGAAACAUGAAAAUUCUAAGGCCAUAAUUUUUUCAAAUAGGAGAUCAAAUCAAAUUAUUUUUCAUGUUCUUUUUCUCUAGUAUGUAUGUGUGCGCAAAUUUGUUGCCAUCGCCUUAAAACGUAUCUAAUUGUCCCUUAUUUUUUCUAAAUAUAAUAAGAAAUUUUUUCAUAAUUAAAUUAUAAUUCUACGACUAAGAUCUGAUAGAAAAAAAGACUCGUUAUUUUAAAAAUGUAAUUAAUAUACUGCAAUUUUUUUAAUGGAAAAACAAUCUUAAAAAAUGUCAGUAAAUUAAUUAUAUUAGAAAUAAAAUCAAAUUAUCGUUUUUUUAAAAUUCAUGAUUUGAUUUUCUUUCGUUUUAUAUCAAUGAGAAUUAUAAUUUACAAGGGAGUCUAUUAAUAUUAAAUUAAUUUUUUUUUAAAUCAUGUUUGUGAUUUUUAUAACAAAAAUAAGAGAUUAUCAUUUUUUAAAUUAUAAUAUUUUUAAUUAAGGAUCUUUAACUAGCCAUAAUUUUUUCAAAAUAAAAUUUUAGUCUAUUUUGUAUUUUAUAACUAAUUUUUUAUAAAACCUGAAAAAUCAAAAGGUUGAAUUGUGUUAUUUUAUUGUUCUAUGUGUUACAUAUGUUAUUGUAACAUUGUCGACAGACUGAAAAAAUAAAGAGAUUGUUGAAAUAAA